This is a messenger RNA of Planococcus citri (citrus mealybug), 2493 nucleotides long. RefSeq names its product UDP-glycosyltransferase UGT5-like. The coding region runs from base 209 to 1792 and encodes 527 amino acids. The record is from RefSeq and is a predicted model, not a curated record. Gene Ontology annotation, molecular function: UDP-glycosyltransferase activity. The transcript is spliced from 4 exons. Lineage: Eukaryota; Metazoa; Arthropoda; Insecta; Hemiptera; Pseudococcidae.
AUAGUACCUAAAUCGCAUUCUUUUUUACCUUGUCCCACUACACAUCACACACACUUUGUAAAUUACGCAGUAACAAUCUACUUACACAUUCUCUAACCACAUGUUUAUUUUUAAAUGAACAACUAUCUCCACGAUGCUCAGUUCGCUUUCGGCUGGUUUUUCAUUCAUUCAUUCAAUUCAUUUCUAUAGUUAAUUAGGUAGUAUCAUAAUGUACUCGGUAGUGAAACGGACGUUCGUCGUGUUCGCGGCAUUAUUAUCAGUGCUAGUGAUCGAAUCGCGAUGUUCAAAUAUUCUCGGUGUGUUUCCAUUCGGAAUAAAAAGUCAUUACAUCAUGUUUCAAUCCAUUAUGACGGAAUUGGCUAGACGAGGACAUAACGUAACAGUGAUCAACGCGUUCCCAAAAAACUCACCACAGAUCAACUUCACCGACAUAGAUGUACAGGAGUGCUCCGAUGUGGCAGAUUUAUUCGAUAUAGAUGUCUCGUACCAGUUCCAUAAUCCUUUCUCCCAAAUCAAUCUAAUGGUUUCAGAAGGCGUCCGGAUGUUCGAAGCCGGUACCAUGUUCGGAUGCGAAUCGAUGAAACGAUUUCUAAACGAGGACAAUUCCUUCGAUUUGAUCAUCACUGAAUUAUUUAACGGCGAUGUGACUUUGGGAUUGGUGGAUAAGUUCAAAGCACCUCAUAUCGCGUUCUGUGCUGGCCCCAUUUACCCAUGGGGAGCUGAUCGUAUGGGUAAUCCAAGUAAUCCUUCUUAUAUUCCAUACCCUCAUACGGAUGAAGCUUUUGAUAGAUUCCAUCCGACGUUCUAUCAAAGACUGUACAAUACUAUUUGUUACGUGUUGGCCGAAACGACGUAUUUUUAUUAUUCCUAUAGUGCCGAAGCAUUGACCAGAAAAGCUCUCGGUUCUGAUUUACCACCACUCGAAGAAAUAGCCAAGAAUACGAGUUUAAUAUUAUCGUUUUCGCAUUUCAGUCUUAAUGCUCCCAUUGCUCUGGUUCCAGGAGUUAUCGAAGUAGCUGGAGUACAAAUCCAGAAGGCGAAACCUUUACCUAAGGAUUUUCAAAAGUUUAUCGACGAGUCCGAGCACGGAAUUAUAUACUUUUGUAUGGGAUCUCUACUAAAACUUGAAAAUAUGCCGGAAUCAAAACUAGCUGCUUUAAUCAGAGCUUUUAGCAAACUGCCUCAGAGAGUUAUAUGGAAAUGGGACGGGCAUCUGCCAGGAAAAACCGAUCGAAUUUUCACCGCUAAAUGGAUGCCUCAACGAGAUAUACUGGCUCAUCCGAAAGUGAAACUAUUCAUAGGCCACGGCGGAGCUCUGGGUUUAAACGAAGCCGUCUACGAGGGAGUUCCAAUUCUGGGCAUUCCAAUAUUUGCCGAUCAAACCACAAAUCUGAGAGUAUUGCAAGCUUACGGAGCAGCUGAAAUCCUCCAGUAUACAGAUAUCAAUAACGAUACAGUACUUGCUAAAAUCAGACAAGUCUUACAACCUGAGUAUUCGAUAAAUAUGAAAAAAGUAUCCGAAAUAUAUAAAGAUAGACCAAUGUCUGCGAUGGAUACUGCAGUGUACUGGAUCGAAUACGUCAUACGACAUAAUGGAGCUCAUCAUUUACGUACAGCUGCUGUGCAUUUACCCCUUUAUCAAUACUUACUUUUAGACGUAAUUGCGUUCCUAUUGACUGUUAUUUUUGGUGGGAUAUUCUUGACGUAUUACGUUUUGAAGAAAUUCUUUUCCUGUUUCACUCGAAAACCGUCUUCUGAUUCUAAAAAACAGAAAUCGAAAAAAAAUAAGUAGGUCAGUAAUGUACGAUUGUGAUUUAAUUUUUUCACAUUUUUAUUUCAAAGAUUUCGAAUACAGGCAAUUAGGUUACCUAAUCAAAACAGGAAGCUGAAAUUUAGUCAAUAUCCUAUUUUUUAAAACCUUUUUUGGUUUAAUUAGGACCACUUAGGUGGGCCUUUCUGGAGCCUUUAGAAAAAUUUAUGAUUUUUUAAAAAUCCAUUCGGAAGUAGAAUGUUUAAAACACGAACCUAGACCAAAUUUCAAAUCUCCUCCUAAAAUUGAUCAAUGCCAAGACCUUCCAAUUAGAAAAAAUGAGGAAGGUUUCAUAAAAUUAGUUAAAAACUCACAGGGUAAAAAUUAAAUCAUAUGAAUGACGAUGCUCAGCCCUUCCCCCCCUCCCGGCCAUUCUUUCUAAAGCCCAAUCAAUCUGAAAAAAAUCCUUCAAGAGGAAAAAGUUGCAAUUUAGAAAAAAAAUGAAAACAAGAAUACUUCGCAAAAUUUAUGGGUACUUAAAUGAGAAGUUAAACAAAUAUGUGGCAGAAGGUCAACUCAUUGCGGUUUUAGAAAAUCUUAAUGCAUACUGCUGAAAAAGUAUCUGUAAAAACCUUAUCAGUGCUUAUCUCACGUAAGGUUUAUCUUUUACGCGGACGUUUAUGAUGUUUAAUUACUACUAAAAAAAUUGAAAAUAGACCAUAAGUUAACGAAAACAACCUUAA